This is a messenger RNA of Coprinopsis cinerea okayama7#130, 366 nucleotides long. RefSeq lists its product as hypothetical. Lineage: Eukaryota; Fungi; Basidiomycota; Agaricomycetes; Agaricales; Psathyrellaceae. The record is from RefSeq and is a predicted model, not a curated record. The transcript is spliced from 3 exons. Bases 1 to 366 code for a protein of 121 amino acids.
AUGAACGUUACAGGCGAAGGCGCAGAGUCUUGCACACACACCACACCUUGCGGCGGAAGGCUGCAGUCCCCGAACACGUGUAGCCAGCAUGGCAACAAGGCUGCCCACUCUGGUGGGGCUAGGACGAGCCUUACCGAGUCGGACGGCGGGGCCUAUGCGCAUAGAAGCAGACAGGACGAAGAAGGCAGUGGCACGGCGGAUAUAACAGUUGUCGAUGAUGGAACUGAAGUAGAAGGGGUGAACUGGCAGGCGAUACUCCAGCACAAGUUCCAAGAGGCGCCGUAUUACUAUUUUGCUGCGAGCUCAGUGGCAAACAAGACGGUGGAGAGAUUGUGGAGAGAGGUGGCAGGCAGAACGAAUGAGUAG